Heterobilharzia americana is the source of this 360-nucleotide messenger RNA. Lineage: Eukaryota; Metazoa; Platyhelminthes; Trematoda; Strigeidida; Schistosomatidae. The record is from the annotation of a GenBank genome assembly.
AUGCAGAAAAAUAAGUGGGCGGUUAAUUUAAGGAUUCUCUUUUUCAGUGGCAACCUCGAAAACCUUAAGUUGGUUCUUUCACCAUCGUCGAAAGAAGAAAAGUUUGUAGCUUUCAUGGGUUAUGGCUGUAUUAUCGGUGCUUGGUUGUCAGCUGGUUUCUUGAUUUUAGAUUGGGACAGACCCUGGCAAGCAUGGCCAAUCCCAUGUGUGGUGGGGGCAUUUUUGGGUGUUAUUGUAGGAUUGUUGGCUUUCAAAUUAACUCCCCUUCUCUCUUAUCUAUUACGGCAUCGAGUGUCAAGUUCUUCAAAGUUUAGAACCUUCCCUCAGGUUCCUACAGAUAAUAAAUAUCGUUGUGAUUAA